Brassica rapa (field mustard) is the source of this 1687-nucleotide messenger RNA. RefSeq lists its product as uncharacterized. The record is from RefSeq and is a predicted model, not a curated record. Lineage: Eukaryota; Viridiplantae; Streptophyta; Magnoliopsida; Brassicales; Brassicaceae.
GAUAACAAUGUCAUUGUACAAGUUUAAAAAAGUUCGAAAACAAUAUUAACUAGCUUUUGAUCGGUGAUUGUUCCGGUUAAUUAAUUAAAGAGGCGAUUUUAAAGGCGAUUUUAUGGUGGUCGGAAAAACAGUUUUCCGAAUGGAAUGUUAUCCAAAAACCGUUCGUCUGAUGACGGUUUUGUCAGAUUUAGAGACAGAUGUGGAGCGGUUGCGCUCGAUUGUCUCCUCGAUCUCCAUAGUGGACAUUCACCCCCACUCUGAUGAACGGUUUCUUCCCACUCUCACCCGGACUCUCUAUAAAUAUGAAUCUCGGGUAAACUCUUACUACAAUCUCAAUCAUAUUGCUUUACUUUCUCUUAAUUUUCGCUCAUAUCAAAUUCGUAACACAAUGGCUGAUAACUUACGCCGAGCGAUCCAAGAUCUCAAUCUGGGAGCAGAUGAUGCGCCUGAGAUGCUACCACAAGCAGUGUGCCAUGAAGCGGUUCGGGUGAACCAAUUCUCACUAAUGGGGCGUCCUCUAAUCCGCAGGAAGCAGAACAUACGAGCAAUGCUCACCUCUCUGCCGCGAAUGUGGGGUCUCACUGGUCUCAUUACUGGGAGACUGAUUGAACGUACCAAGUUUCAAUUUGUUUUUCCAUCUGAAGAAAUGAUGCGCUCGGUUAUCAACCGGGGUCCUUGGGCUUUCAAUGACAGGAUGCUGGUGGUUCAGAGAUGGACUCCGGAUCUGAUGGAGGAGGAGUUAAACACCAUUCCUUUUUGGGUUCAGAUAAGGGGCAUUCCGCUGCAGUACCUGACUGCUGACGUGAUCCAGCACAUUGGUGAUAGGAUUGGUGAAGUGAAGGAUGUUGAUUUCAAUCCUGAAACUGCCUCAGCAAUUGAGUUUGUUCGAGUGAAGAUUCUUUGGAAUGUCAACCUUCCUCUUCGUUUCCAGAAGAAUUUUCAAUUUGUUCCGGGAGUUAAUACUCUCCUUCGGUUCAGAUAUGAAAGAUUGAGGGGUUUUUGUGAGACAUGUGGUAUGCUAACUCAUGACACUGGCGAGUGUCUUAAUCAACCUCAACAUCACCCAGAGGAAGGAGAUGAUCAUGAUGCUAAUGAUGGUGGUGAAGGACAUCAACAAGCAGAGGAUGCGGCACCAGAUAAUCAGAAUGCAGAGAUGGGAAAUCCAAAUGAGGACUCUGACGGAAGUGCAGCUGACUUGGGGGAAGAUCGGGUAGAAGAUGGUGUGUAUCGUGCUCAAGCUGCUUCUGCUGGGGUCCAGCAUGCCCUGCGUGAUGAGGAUUGGCAUCAACACACUGUGAGGCGUAAUCUGUUUGUUGACACUCUGCUGGAGGAGUGUCUUACUGGAGAUGGAGGUCUUCUUCCAGCCUCUAGGAGGCAAUCUCAGGAUCAUGUUAGCAUCGAUGGAGGUUGGUCUUCUGAUCGUACUUUCCAGCAAUAUGGGAGCUUCUUGGAAUCUGGAAGUGCUUCUGGAGAGUCAUCUCGUAAAAGACAGAGAGAAGAGGAGGUGUUUGCGGAUAAGUUCCCCAUUGUUUCCGAGAAGUACUCCAAGAUAGAGUCAGCUCAAGGCAACAACUCUUUACGGAAAAUCCAGACGGAUUAUGGUGCGAUGGAGGAUGAGACUGACACUCUCACUCCUCCUUCUUUCUGCAGAGGCGCGGUGGGCCCGAAUCCACCAACUCCACCAUGA